AUGCAGUCCGCUGCCUUGACUCGCUCCUUCUUCCGAACGGCUCCGGCUUCCCUCAUCCUCUCCCGCCAACUCUCCACAACCCCAAUUACCAUGGCCGCCGGAGACACUGGCGCCCCCAAGCCAAGAGGCUUUCUGGCUGAGAAGGACCAGUUCCAGCGUCGCGAAGCGGCUCAAGAGGCUAUGUAUAUUCGCCAGCAAGAGAUGGACAAGAUCGAGAGGUUGCGGCUAAAAAUGAAGGAGUCACGAAAACACAUGGAAGAGCUGGAUAAACAUCUGGAGGAGUUGGCUAAAACCCAAGGUGGCGAGCAGAACUAA
Molecule: messenger RNA, 315 nt
Organism: Penicillium macrosclerotiorum
Lineage: Eukaryota; Fungi; Ascomycota; Eurotiomycetes; Eurotiales; Aspergillaceae
Product: ATPase inhibitor
Exons: 4
Coding region: 1-315 (104 amino acids)
Biological process (GO): negative regulation of ATP-dependent activity
Cellular component (GO): mitochondrion
Molecular function (GO): ATPase inhibitor activity
Source: RefSeq, a predicted model, not a curated record